Molecule: messenger RNA, 3112 nt
Organism: Erpetoichthys calabaricus (reedfish)
Lineage: Eukaryota; Metazoa; Chordata; Cladistia; Polypteriformes; Polypteridae
Product: probable E3 ubiquitin-protein ligase RNF144A-A
Exons: 8
Coding region: 828-1709 (293 amino acids)
Biological process (GO): positive regulation of proteasomal ubiquitin-dependent protein catabolic process; protein polyubiquitination; ubiquitin-dependent protein catabolic process
Cellular component (GO): cytoplasm; ubiquitin ligase complex; Golgi apparatus
Molecular function (GO): ubiquitin conjugating enzyme binding; ubiquitin protein ligase activity; zinc ion binding
Source: RefSeq, a predicted model, not a curated record
AGAUUAGUUGAAGUAAAAGAAAAACGAACUGAUUGAGUAAAACUGAAGUUGACACUUCUCAGUCUACACACGACGUUAUUGGCAGCGCUGACACCGUUAUUAGGCCGUAACGAGGCCCAGCGGCCUGCAGGAGGCAGUACCCACUCAUUGGCGCCUCCCCUGCUGUGGCUGCAGCGUUUAUGUCUGCAGUCCUUGCAGCUCCACCGUCUGUCACUCUUUGCAAUCACGGACUUAAUGGCGUCUUUCCAGUCUGCUCGUGCGACCGUGUUUUAACAGGGGGUUUAUAAUGUAGCAAUUAGGUGCCCUGUGUUUGACAGAGCCGUCGCUCGCUGUACAUUCAAGAUCAAGAAUGAAAUGAGUAAGGUGCAAACGACAUAUGGACGUCACCCCGAUGGUUGGCAGGAAAUAGGAACGGUUCCCUUUUUCGCUACUCUUGUGGGGUAAAACGCGUAAUAAGGAGCGACUCGAGAAAAAGGUGCUGUGACUUGAUUUGUUUUCGUCUGAUUUGAAUGAUUUAAGGAUCUGGAUGUGGAUUUGAACGCUGUGAGCUUGUCUUUUUUUCUCUUCGGUUUUCUUGGCUUUAAAGACCGCUGAGGACACGGGCGGGAGUGGUGCCCCAUACUGUAACCGUAUGUUACUUUUUGCAUCCAGUUAGCGAUACAAUUGCAGGCACCAUCAUUUUCUUGUUUAAUCUGAUUGGAAGGAUAAUCUCUUCAAAGCUCGGAAAAUCACCACCACUACACGCAGGGGUUGGAGAGCAGGACGUGUGUGCCUAAACGGAGAAUAAGGAAGCGAUCGAAGGAUUGAAGAGAGGAGAUUUUCUUACAAUGACUACAGCAAGGUAUAGACCAACUUGGGAUCUGGCCCUAGACCCUUUGGUGUCCUGCAAAUUGUGCCUUGGGGAGUUCCCACUUGAAAAAAUGACAACCAUAAGCCAAUGCCAAUGCAUCUUCUGUACUCUGUGCCUGAAACAGUAUGUGGAGCUUCUUAUCAAAGAAGGCCUUGAAGUGGCAAUUAGCUGUCCUGAUGCAGCCUGUCCAAAGAGAGGACAUUUACUGGAAAAUGAGAUUGAGUGUAUGGUUGCUACAGAAAUUAUGCAAAGAUAUAAAAAGCUACAGUUUGAAAGAGAGGUGCUUUUGGACCCUUGUCGGACCUGGUGCCCAUCCUCUUCAUGUCAAGCAGUAUGCCAUCUUAAGGAUAUGGAGCCUACAAUUCCACAGUCGGUAGAGUGUACAUCCUGCAGUCUAGAAUUUUGCUCUGCUUGCAAAGGGAACUGGCAUCCUGGGCAGGCCUGUCUGGAAAACAUACCGGUUGCAUCAUAUCUACCAGGGGAAACCAGCUCAUUUUUCAAGAGUGAAGAUGAUGAUGCCCCAAUUAAACGCUGCCCAAAAUGUAAAGUAUAUAUUGAACGUGAUGAAGGCUGUGCACAGAUGAUGUGCAAGAACUGCAAACAUGCUUUCUGCUGGUAUUGCCUGGAGUCUUUGGAUGAUGACUUCCUUUUGAUACAUUAUGACAAAGGACCAUGUCGCAACAAACUUGGCCAUUCCAGGGCCUCUGUAAUUUGGCACAGAACUCAAGUUGUUGGUAUAUUUGCAGGCUUUGGUCUCUUGCUGUUGGUGGCUUCUCCGUUUUUGCUUCUUGCUACACCUUUUGUUCUUUGCUGUAAGUGCAAGUGUAGCAAAGGAGAUGAUGAUCCAUUGCCAACCUAGGCACCAAUCAUCCUGGAUGUGUUUUCUGCUUGAGUUGUCAGCCUUACCUGGUCCUUUUUGAUUUAGUAUCCAGCACAGUUUUCUCUUACACAGUCUCCAGAUCUUUAGAGACUUGUCUAUGCUGGAAGAAGGACAAACUGAUUAAUAUUUAUAAGCUGGCAGAGGUGGAGCUGAAAAAAAAAAAAACAGGCCAUGUUGAGACGCUGUGGGUAGCUUUCAGUUCAGGGCAACGUACUGCACGCUAACCUUGGUGAAGGGAUGUGUGUGCAUGUAUGUCUGUGUGCCAGUACCUCCUCUGUGACAGCAAAGAGGUUGAAAGUUGCUUUCAAAACAGUUCACUGUAAUGAGAACUGUGCACAGCUUUUUUCUUUUAACAUGUUUACAGGUUGUUUUGAGUUUAAAUAGUGAUUGUUAAGUUUCAAUGUGUGUAAUUACUUUGUAAUUUAUUGAUAAUAUUUUAAUCAUGAUUUGUGUAUAUAUAUAUUUUUUUUGUAAAUGAAAACAUUUCACAGACUACUUUGAACUGCUGAAACACACCAGCCUUUUUUUUCCUUUUUGCCAAAGCACGAAAGUGCAAUAUUAGGGCCUCUUCCUCCAAAAGGGCUUAUAUUUUGUUAAUGACUUUUUACCUGUGUUCUAGUAACAUAUAUUAUAUUAUAAAUGAAUACCAAAUGGUGAAUUAAGACAUACAAGCACACAUAAGUAAAUCACGAUUUUCUAGAGAGGGUAACAUUUAAUAUAUCAUAUGAAUGAAUCAUAUUUGAAAAUGUGAAGCACAAGUGUUCUGUGAGUAAGAAAGGUGGCCUAGAUAUGUUCAUGUGCCUAAGUAUGUAGAUUUUUUUGAGUAAACAUGUUUUUGUAACCAUUAUAAAAAUUGGUUAAAGGAAAAAAAACAAAAAAAAAAAACAAAAAAAAAAAAACUGCUGUACUUUUUCCUUUUUAUAUUGUUAGUAAAUCCACUAGUCUCCAUUUAAGAACUGUUCAUAAGUACUUUUUUAUUUUACUGGUUAAGAAUCAUUAGGUUAAUAAUAACUAUAUAAUAUUACUCUAGAAAUAGUGAAAAUUAUAUGUUAGUUUAAUUUCAGUGACAGCUGUUACUUAAUAAAAUUGGACACUGUAUCCAUAUUAAUUUGAUGUACAUAUGCAUGUAGAUUUGUAUUGGUUUUUGUAUUUUUUUAUGUUUCUGUUGAAAGUUACAAGAAGACCCCAAUAAAUUGUUAAAGCUAUGCAAAUAUGUUAUACAUUUUUCAUCUUAAAGGCACUGCAAAAUUUUCAUUCACUUGCAAAAUAAAUUAAGAUAUGAUUAAAUUACUGGAAAUAUGUUUUCUCUUACAGAAAGAAAUGUUGUCCACAUAAUUUUGUGGUCAGUCAGGUAACAAAUAAAUAAAGCAAUCUUCUACUUU